Messenger RNA from Belonocnema kinseyi, 2147 nucleotides. RefSeq names its product uronyl 2-sulfotransferase-like. NCBI's taxonomy places the organism in Eukaryota, Metazoa, Arthropoda, Insecta, Hymenoptera, Cynipidae. The transcript is spliced from 6 exons. Gene Ontology annotation, molecular function: sulfotransferase activity. The record is from RefSeq and is a predicted model, not a curated record. Gene Ontology annotation, cellular component: membrane. The coding region runs from base 165 to 1106 and encodes 313 amino acids.
GAACGCCGAUAAUCAAAAUCGUUGAAGGUUCAGUGUCUUUCAGACCUAAAGUUACUUGGAUGUGAUUCAUGAAAAAAAAGAAAUCAGGAUAAAUAAUUGUAAUUUUGCGUGAUAAAAAAAUUAUAUUAAAUAUAAUAAAUUAAUUGGCGAAUGACGAACUCGCGAUGCGUCCAUGUCGAGGAGUUCUCACCGGGUUGAUAGGUUGUUUGACAGUAGCCUUCAUUGUCUUCAGCGCGCGAUCCGGGGCUGAUGAUGAGGACCUUUUUGGAAAGGAAUCAAAGGACACAACAAACAUCAUCGGAGAUGAUGCAUAUCAAUCCUAUGAGAUGUCGUCUAAUAAAAUUCAGAUUCAAAGACAUGUUACACCAUCACUUGCAGAAUUAGGUGGGCGAGGGAUUUUGCCGGAAAUGAAUGACCAUGUAGUGAUGGUGACACGAAUACCGGGUGCAGGAGCUGAGUUACUAGUUCUCAUUUUGCAACGCCUUCAGGGACACAAUGCAUUCAAGCAUAUACGUUUGCCACCAGGAGACGACGGAAUUCUCACCAAUUUGCAGCAGGAACUUCUUGUAGAAGAAAUAACAAGUAUUAUCAGACAAGAAGCGAUUCCUCUAACUUUUGAUGGGGACGUUCGAUUUCUGAAUUUUUCAGCCUUUGAUAGGCAAGCACCGACUUUUAUUUCUUUGGUUAGAGAUCCUUUGGAUCCCAGGACUUUGGAAAGAUUCCGAAAUGGAGAUUCAUCAAUGAUCUACAGUGGAUCAAUAUCCCACUUUUGUGGACAAGAUACACGUUGCACCCAAAGAAAUAGUAAAUGGGCGUUAGAACGUGCCAAGGUUAACGUAAAAAGAUGGUAUCCUGUUAUUGGAAUCUUGGAUGAAAUGGAUAAGACGCUAGAAGUUCUUGAAAACUUUUAUCCAGAAUUUUUUGAGGGUGCAAAACUAGUCUACAAAGAGCUCAAACCAAAAAAUAUUACACAAGAAACAAGACCACUAAAGAAAUCGAUAAAAAAGCGACUAGGAAAGGUGUUGGCGAAGGAAGUAGAAUUUUACCAAUGGCUAAAAUCACGUCUUUUAAACGAAACACCCUCUAAAGAAAGACAGAAUAAUUAGGUAAAGAAUCAAGAAAUUUGCAAAUCAGUCGUUACCGAAAAGAUAACACGCUUGAGGACUAUUGCAUUUCACAAAAAACUGACUGAAAAGUGGAUAGAUUUAUGAAGAUAUCUAUUUUUAGGAGAAUAAUAAAGAUAAAAUUAUUUAUUUUUUAUAUAGUAAUGACGUGAGAAUAGUAUUAUAACAUUUUAGGCUUUUUUAAAUUUCUGUUCGAGAUUGAAUUAAGAGUCAGAAUAGAUUUAAAUUCACAUAUUUAUUUCUAUUAAAUCGCCAAAAAUUAAUGAGAUUUUCAAAAUAUACAUCGAUAGUGUAUUACUUAUGCGAGGAGUUUUUGUCAAACGAGGCCAAAGUUUUUGUCCUAGUAAAAAAUAGUAUAUUGAAAAUCAAUUUAAAUCAUUUAAAAUAAAUUUCUAAUUUGUGUUGCACAUUUUUCAUCUCUAAGAAAUUAGUUACUGUUAAUACUUUAGGUCUUCUUGCAAAUUCUUGGAAUUCAAACCCAAGGAUUUCUUUCGUUUAAAAUGUAUAGAAGUACUUAAACUGUGCCAUAUAUUAGAAUUACUUUUAUAUAAAGUUGAUCUGUUACCGUUUGUUACCCAAUACUUGUGUACAAAAUAAAUCGAAAUAUUCUAGUAGAACAGUUGUAUCGUAUAAACGAAUGGACUUUUAAUAUUACUAUAAAUGAUCGAAACAAGAAUGGAAUAAAUACUUUAAUGAAAGUGUAGUCAAGUAUCGUUCAUUUGAAUAAAUAUUAUAAUUUUUCUAAAAUUAUUGUAUAGUAUACAAGGGUGGCCGUAAACUUUUAUUUUCAAAAUUCCCUGAUUUUUCCCUAACUAAUGUUCUUUCGAAUUUAAAAGAAUUAGAUUCAUAAGACUCUAAAACAAUUCGAAUUGAAUUCAAAGAUCUUCUAAUGAAUUGGAAAAAGUACACAAAAUUCCACUCAUGUCAUUCAAAUUAAAGUAAAUUCAGAGAAAUUUAAAACAAUCCCAAAGUAUACAAAAAUUAACUAAAUCUAUUAAACUUGACAUGAUUCUAUACAAAUUU